UGAGGAGCAGCGGUACAGGGGCCCAUGGCAGAGAGUGGCGGAGCGUAAGCUGCUAAAAUUGAAGGCCAUACAGAGGCCUAUGUUAAAAAGUCCCCCCCAGCAGCAGCGUGGGGAGACGACUAUAGUCGUCGACUAUCAAGAGUCCAAUGGCAGAGUGGCGGCGGAGCAGAAGCAGCUUCAAUUGAAGGCCAUACACAGGCCUAGGUUUAAAAGUCCCUCACAGUUAAUUCCAAUAACGAACUCUACUCCUCCGUGCAAUCUACUUACGAGACCCUGGGCAGGUCUGGGUCCAAGGGGCCCAUGGCAGAGUGGCGAAGCGUAAGCAGCUUAAAUUGAAGGCCAUACAGAGGCCUAUGUUAAAAAGUCCCCCCAGCAGCAGUGUGGGGGGAGACGACUAUCAAGAGUCCAAUGGCAGAGUGGCGGAGCAGAAGCAGCUUCAAUUGAAGGCCAUACACAGGCCUAG
Molecule: messenger RNA, 463 nt
Organism: Staurois parvus
Lineage: Eukaryota; Metazoa; Chordata; Amphibia; Anura; Ranidae
Source: the annotation of a GenBank genome assembly